This is a messenger RNA of Gossypium arboreum, 718 nucleotides long. RefSeq lists its product as uncharacterized. Lineage: Eukaryota; Viridiplantae; Streptophyta; Magnoliopsida; Malvales; Malvaceae. The coding region runs from base 245 to 565 and encodes 106 amino acids. The transcript has 2 exons. The record is from RefSeq and is a predicted model, not a curated record.
AGAUAAGGGGCAAAGGGAGGUAAAGAGGGUCGGUUUAACUUAUAUUAUUUUCCUCAUGAAAAUGACAUAAUAGCCAAAAACCAAUGGCAAAUAAAGUCAAAAUGUUAAUUAUGAGGCAGGCAUACCAAUAACCAUCUUCUGCUUCUCUGCACUGCCUACCCUUUAACCAAAACCCUCUGUUUUGCCCUAUAUAUAUACACCCUUUUCACUGCCCCUAUCAAACCUCAAAUCCAUAAUUUCAUCCAUGGCUGAUAAUAACCUAAGGAUUGUUGUGGAGAAAAACCCUUCAGAAUCUAAGCUUUCAGAGCUUAACAUCAAGUGUUGGCCCAAAUGGGGUUGCUCACCUGGGAAAUACCAGUUGAAGUUUGAUGCAGAGGAAACAUGUUAUUUGCUGAAAGGGAAAGUGAGGGUAUACCCAAAAGGUUCGGCAGAGUUUGUAGAGUUUGGUGCAGGAGAUCUUGUUACUAUCCCUAAAGGUCUUAGUUGCACUUGGGAUGUCUCUGUUGCUGUUGAUAAACACUAUAAAUUCGAGUCUUCUUCACCACCUCCUUCUUCUUCCCGUUAGUAAUAUAAUCAUCCUUCUGCUAUAUCUUCACUCAUUCUUUCAAAUUCUUUUUUGUUAAUUACUAGUGCAAAUUAAUUUCUUCUCUUUUCUUUUUAAUUUAAGCUUGUAUUUAUAUUAUUAAAAAUUAAUAUAUUUUAUGAAAUAAUUAGAUAA